AUGUAUGUUGUAAAGCACUAUUCAUUGUUACUGAUAACAAUCACAACAAUUACCCUGUUAUUCCUGCUACAAAAGACACAAGCACUCUUGCAACAGGGGAGAUUCUCAACAAGCGCUUUGUAUAACGUGUCUGUUGGCCUUGACGAUAUUCAAGGAACUGUAGUUGCCUUUGCGGACUUUAAUUCAGAUAAAUA
Messenger RNA from Ambispora leptoticha, 194 nucleotides. Lineage: Eukaryota; Fungi; Glomeromycota; Glomeromycetes; Archaeosporales; Ambisporaceae. The record is from the annotation of a GenBank genome assembly.